This is a messenger RNA of Aspergillus thermomutatus, 351 nucleotides long. RefSeq lists its product as uncharacterized. The record is from RefSeq and is a predicted model, not a curated record. Lineage: Eukaryota; Fungi; Ascomycota; Eurotiomycetes; Eurotiales; Aspergillaceae. The transcript has a single exon. The coding region runs from base 1 to 351 and encodes 116 amino acids.
AUGGGAGGAUAUCAUUUAAGACAACAUGGAUUUGCUCCUCUUACACCCAGCACCACCUCCUCCGCCUUUGAUGCUCCGCUUGAACUCCUAGAACUGCACCUGAAAGAACUUGAGGACGCCCUGAGCUCAUUUGCUGAGAAGCAGACGAAGUGGCACCGUGACCGUCGCUCUUGGGAACUGCAGUUCAUCAAAUGGCUAUACACCAAACACCCCGAUUACCUCGUCAACGGCAACAAGAUAACCGAGCGGGACAUUGAAGACGCGGACACCCUUCGUCAAUGUCAUGCCCUACUGCUUCCGUAUUGCUCCCGCUACCAUCCACUCAUGGUUUUAGCGACCGGGAUGACCUAA